AUGGCGAAACCUAUCUUCUGUGCCACGCAUCCGCGUGCGUGUAGCACGGCUUUUGAACGUGUGUUCAUGACCAGGAAAGACCUGUCGUGUGUUCAUGAACCAUUUGGUGAUGCAUUCUAUUACGGGCCGGAGAGAAUGAGCAGCCGUUUUGAGAACGAUGAAGAGGCGAGGAAGGCCUCUGGGUUCAGUGAUUCGACCUACAAGACGAUUUUUGAUCAAAUAGAUCGCGAAGGAUCCGAGGGCAAGCGUGUCUUCAUCAAGGACAUCAUCUACUAUCUGUUGCCUCCUGACGGCCAGCCCGCCCGCAUUGCGCCAUCCCUGCUGCCCAAGAGACGCGGCAUCGGAACAGAAUUCUCGAGCACAGCCAAUGGAACGGACACCGUCAACGGAACCAGCAACGGUGGUGACCAUGUUCGUAAGCCUCCGUUUCCCUAUCCGACCGAGGCGGAACCAGGGAAUCCUACCGUCGUGCCAAAAGCGAUGUUGGAAAAAUUCCACUUCACCUUCCUCAUCCGCGACCCGCACUCCAGCGUUCCGUCGUACUAUCGUUGCACCAUUCCCCCACUGGACAAAUUGACCGGCUUUUAUGACUACUACCCGAACGAAGCCGGAUAUGAUGAGCUUCGGCGAUUCUUUGACUUCACCCGAGAAUCCGGCUUGGUCGGACGCAAGGUUGCUGGCCGAGACGACGACGCUACGAAUGGCGAUGCAAAUCUGCCAGAGACCUGCCUCAUCGAUGCUGAUGACCUGUUGGAUGAUCCGGAAGGUAUCCUAAGGGUCUAUUGCAAGAGCGUCGGACUCGAAUUCACCCACGACAUGCUGAAUUGGGACAACGAAGAGGAUCAGAAGCGUGCGAAAGCGGCAUUCGAAAAGUGGAAAGGCUUUCAUGAGGAUGCCAUCGAGUCGAAAGAUCUCAAGCCGAGGGCUCAUAAAAAAGCUGCCAGAAGCGAAGCUGAAUGGGACGCCGAGUGGGAGAAGAAAUAUGGCAAGGAAGCUGCCAAAGUCAUCAGAGAGACUGUGGACGCGAACAUGGAACACUACCACUAUUUGAAGCAGUUCGCUCUGAAGGCUUGA
This is a messenger RNA of Exophiala dermatitidis NIH/UT8656, 1074 nucleotides long. RefSeq lists its product as uncharacterized. The coding region runs from base 1 to 1074 and encodes 357 amino acids. NCBI's taxonomy places the organism in Eukaryota, Fungi, Ascomycota, Eurotiomycetes, Chaetothyriales, Herpotrichiellaceae. The record is from RefSeq and is a predicted model, not a curated record. The transcript has 5 exons.